ACAUUUAUGUCACUUUCAUCUAAUUUACAUAAAACGCUUUUUUGCAGAGAUGCUUUGCGAAAAACAUAUAAUUUUUCUUAUCAAAAUACAUAUUAAUAAAAUGAUUUUAAAUUCGUGAAAAUAAAAACCAUUUCAUGGUCCAUCAGCUAAAGAAGUUUAAGCAUUUUUUGUAAUGUUUUUGUAAUAACAUAACCUCAAACUUUGUUUUGUCAGUAUGAGUGCAAAUGUUUGUGUAAACUGUAGAAAUGAAAAACCCGUAAAUCUUACUACAAACCGACUGGUUACCGAGAGCUGCGGUCACGUUAAGUGUAUGGACUGUCUGUUACACGAGACAUCAGGUUGUGUAGCCUGUUUAUCAAUAGGCAACCCUGAACUUGAACAGAUUGCACAAAACAACGAAACUGACGGAAACGAAGCCCAAACGAACCUACUGAAUAUUGAAGACGACGACGUUAACAGAGAUGAAUUAGUUUGUGAAGAUUUAAGCAAGAAAAGGAAACCGGAGACAUCACAUAUUAAAGUAGAGAUAGAUGCUAAAGGGGUCAGAUGCUACAUAUGCACUUUGUGUGAUAAAAAGUUUCAUGCACGUAGUCAAGUGGCGUACCAUGCAUAUUGCAACGGACAAAAGAAACCAUUUCACUGUGAUGAAUGCAAGAAGAGUUUUGCGACACACUCCCAUUUCAAGUAUCACAUGAGGGUACACCGUAACGAGCGGACGUACGCGUGUGAAGUCUGCGGCGACAGCUUCUUCCAGAUGUCGAAACUGCAAAGACACAAACUGAAACACACUAAAGAGAAGAAACAUGUGUGCAAUCAAUGCAACAAAGCGUUCAAUAACUUAACAUCGCUCCGGAAGCACGGCCUCACACACACCGAGGAGAGGCCCUAUGAGUGCAGCACGUGCGGGAGGAGAUUUCGUGACGGCUCCAACUACAGAAAACAUGUCGACAAACAUAAUGUUGAUAAAAAAUAUCAAAGUGGUCCGUGCGGUCCCCAGCGUCGUCCCUACCAGUGUCCGCGCUGUCCCCAGGCCUUCCAGUCGGGGAAGGACAUGAGGAGACACGUCGCCGUGCACUCGGAUUCGAAGCCGUUCCGGUGCAAAGUGUGCGACCGUCGAUUCCGGAGGAAGGACAAUCUGGAGCGCCACAUCCGCAACACGCAUCCCGACUACGUCACGUCGAGCGCGGUCGAGUGCGACGAGACAGCCCUGCGGCAGAUCAUAACUCCCACCCCUCCCGCCCCUCCCAUCAACGGCGACGAGAAAACGAAACUGGAGAACAUGAACCCCUUACCCCCCCUAACCGAGGAGGUCAUCCAGAAGCACAUGCACGGCGACACGGAGGUAGACAAGUCGUACAUUCUCGUCGCGAACAACGCCCGGCAAAGCGUCAUUGUCGGCCAGUGGACGGCCAAAGUGGACCGUGACACGAGCCCGCCGGUCUGCGAGUACGUGCACAAGAUCAGGAGGGCCAACUCUAUGGCCAGCCAGAACAACAUAUCGUUGCCGCCCAUCGACGAGAAGAAGAUGGUGGAGCUUAAAAAGAAGAGUCUCGAUACCUUCGACGUGGGAGCCCCUCCGAAGGACAAGAAGAAACUGUACGAGAUGAUUCUCUAUGACGACGGAGAUAAACGGGAUACCGACGACGCGAGCGCCGACAGUAACUCGGACAAUUUGUGGAAGAGAAGAAAAAUGAAACUGGUUUGAACUGAUAUUAGACUGACUGAAAGACACGGUGACUGUGAGUAAUGUAGACUAUUUAGAUACCUGUAUUAUUGGUAUGGAACGUUUGCUUAUCUGUGUAGAAAUUGCUUAUUUCAUGCAACACGGGCUAGGUAGACUAAAACGUGUAUGAAAUGCUUAGAUCGACUGAUUAUUAUUUUCAUACGAAAGCAUAUGAUUGUAAAAAAAAGAAAUAGGAAAAAAUUGCGUUUUCUUUUUCUUUAAAUCAAUCAUGAAAUAAAAAUUUUUUUUCUGUUAAAUUAUUAUAUGUAAAUGCAUUUGAGAUUUCGAUUUUACGCGGGAAAAUGGGCGGCGUUGUGAUUGUGUCUGUGGACUCCUUAACUGUUUCACUGUCUGCACGACGGUAAAAUCAAGUACAUGUUUAUCAAUUUUUAUAAUUAUUUGUUAUGGAAAGUGUGAGUUUUGGGAAUUUGUAAAGAAUCUAAUAUAAUCGUUUAUGAAUAUCGAUAUCGAUAUCGAAAUGAUAAUAUAUCGUGAUCAGUCAAUAAUUUAGUGUACAAGUGCGUCCGAGACGGUUAGUUAUUAAGCGAAAGUGAUUCUUAUUUCCAUUUAUCGAGUUACGUUUCAUGUUUUUUUUUUUUUAUAAUUAUUUUGAAAUUUAUAAAAGUCACAUUUAAUUAUUUUGUUAACCGACUCAAAAGACCAAAAUCGAUUUAUGAUCUCAACGCGAGCAGGUUUUUUUUUUUAAAUGUAAUAUGACCGCGUUUUUGUAUCUCACAUUGGCAGUUAAUUAUUUACAUAGUUUUUUAAAGACAUUAGUUUCUGCUAAUUUUGGUCCUAUUGGUCGACAAUCGACCUAAUCACAGAUACUUUAACACUUACAUUCAUUUUAUCCAUUACGUUUUCUGUUUUGUUUGCGAGAGUUUUCUAGCAUGCAUUACGUGGUAAAAACUUUUUUUGUAAUUGAUAAUCCUAAAGCUCAAUACCUGUUACACAAAUAAAAAGAAAUUAAUGAAAAAAUAUAGCCAUAAUAAUAAGUAUUUGCUUUGCAUAAUCUAUGUACAUACAAGUAGAUACGAUAUGAAAUAUAGAAAGCUAUACAUAAUUAUUUUUUGUAUUAAGCGAUGAUCUGUCAACUUAACAGAACAGAAUAGGAUACCUAACAGUAUAUUUAACGAUUUUUUUACUUGGAAAUGAGGACUCAUGUGUUUUGAAUGUGGGAUGAGAUGGGUCCUGAGUCCCGCCCAGUCCCGAUUUUUUUUUGUGGACCUCAAGUUCCUCGUAAGGUUCACUACGACCACAAUAGCUAUAAAUCUUGUUGAUACUGUUUUUUUUUUUUGGAUCCGAUCGUGAAGUCGACAGAAGGUCACUUAAAACAGAUAUUACUAUGCAAAAAUCAAUUUUAUUUUAAUGGCUUUAAAUAUGUAUUUGUGUAUGCGUGACAGUGUUAAAUGAAAUUACGGAAUCUUUUUUAGAAAGAGAAGGUUUUGAGAGCGUAGUUUGAGAAUCGAAUUGAGGCGAAACUAAUUUUUUUUUUUUUGAUUGACACUAUUAUGGCAUUACCACAGACGUCUAAGCCGCAUUGUUAGUUCAAAAAAUGUUCACCAUUCUUUACGAUGUCAAUUUUAAAAUAUGCCUUAGCAUAUGAUUCAAAAAGGUCAUUGGACGUAAACUGAGCUUAUCUGAGGAAUAUAAUAGUGACGUUACAAAUUUCACCAAUAAUAUUUAUUCCAUUUUAGUGUUUGUAAAUACGUUCGGCGCUUAGUCGAGACAAUAUAAACACUAGGAUUGUGUAAAUUGUUUUUUUUAAUUAAGUAAUAUUACCUUAGUGUUUGCCUCAAUCAAACGAAUCGAAGACUUAAAAUAUUGGACUGAAGGAAAUUGGAAAGACUGUCGUAAAACGUAGAUUUUCUACUCUAAUUACUUGUGAAAGUUUGCUCAUAAUCAAAAUUGUUCCUCACGUUCAUGAUAGAUGUUAAUGCGAAUUGCAUUGUUCUUUGUAUGUAACACAAUUAUUCCGGGAUGCAAGGGAAACGUCACCGAAAGCCAAACUGUUUUAAGCUAUUGCAUAGCUUUUAUCGCGGGCUUUGAGCGCGGCGACCGAAUCAUGAAAUUCCGUAACGGAAAAAACCUAACAACCUUCACUCUGCUUACCAUGUAGCUCGCGUUCAACACAUUCGCACGUUGCGCUUGUGUAGUGUUUGUGAAUAAGCGCGUGGCGUGACGUCACACUGCAUGCGCAUCAUGAAAAGUCUGCCCAUCUCUUUCUCGCGCGGUCUAGCUUAUGAGUGUGAAGGGGACAGUUAAGGUUUUGCUUUUAUUAAUGUUUAAUAUAGCAUGGUUUUGUUUUAUUAUUGCUUUAAUAUUAAAUUAUCAUUGUCUAAUUAUAUAUGCAUAAGUUGAUAAAAAAUGCUAUGCAAUAGCUUUACCGCGGCAGUUUCCGAGUGCCACACGUUUGUUUUUUUGUUUAGAUGAGUGGACGAGCUCACGGCCUACCUAGUGUUGUGGAUACCGGGGCCCAUAGACAUCUACAACGUAAAUGCCGCCACCCACCUCGAGACAUGAGUCUAAGGUCUCAGUUUUAACAGUACAACGGCUGCCCCACCCUUCACACCGAAACGCAUUGCUGCUUCACGGCAAAAAUAGGCAGGGUGGCGGUACCUGCCCGCGCGGACUCACAGGACGUUCUACCACCAGCAGCGCUUCAGGCAGCUCUACGUAAAAUGAUUAGGCCAGUGAUUCUCAACCUUUUUUUUUGUUGCGGCACAUAUUUCACGAUUUCAAAAUUUGGCGGCACACAAAAAAAAAAGAUAAAAAUGAUUUACUUACUACAACACACUGCAUAAAUAGUUUAUCAAAAAAAUUUAAUAUACGAAAUAAACUAAAAUAUACUAUAAUUUUUUUUUGUGGAUUUAAAUAUAUAUUCAUGUUUAAAAUAUUUUUCUUUUAAAAUGAUAUAAUUUAAUAAUAUUAACAUUAUUAUAUAUUCGCAAAAUUUGGCGGCACACUUUUGAAAUUUGGCGGCACACAAAAGUGCCGCGGAACAGUGGUUGAGAAUCACUGGAUUAGGCGAUUAAGAAUUGUGUAGCGCGUGGAAAGCAAAAACAUUCAGAUUUGAAUAAACAUUGUGUUUUUUUUAAAUGUUUUCCCGAACUUGUAGUCUUCGUUUUUUGUAAAUCGUUUCCCUUGCACGAUGCCGACGCGUUUUGAAGUUUGCCAAAAGUUUGAUUGUAAAGUACUGAGCGGUCUCCCGAGUGCCAUUGUAGAAUAGAUUUAAAAAAAUUUAUGAAUUUAUCAAGUUUGAUCUCUCGUACCUCGAGUUAACGGAUAAUUUUGGAGGAUGUACUUAAUUGAUUAUAAUCGCGAAUGAAUUUUAUUCCAUCCAUCCGGUGAUGGUGCUAGGAUCUGUCUAUCCUAAGCAGGCUGUGUCUCCGAUACUUCCAGUAGCCACGAUCCGUCAGGGUCAUGACCCAUGUUGCUGUGGCAAAUGACAUCUAAAUGUACCUGAGUGUACGUUCUAAAGAUAACAAUAUAACCAUUGUACCGAGAUAAAUAGUCACCAUAGACAUUUAUUAUAAGUCGUUAAUCUUAAUAAGUUAACACUUAAAAAGAAGUGUUACAGAAUGUGCGGAAAUAAUUAUUACAUUGUAUUCAUAAUGGAAAGCAGCGAUUUGAUAUUCUUCUUAAAAUCGGUUUUAAGGCCUUAAUUUUUUUUUUAAAGCUUAUAAUUUAUUGCUGGUUCCAAAAAUGAUCGUCAUGGAUGUAACCGUGUUCUGGAAUGCUAAUGAAAGCAACUCAGGAACCGAUAUUUUUUGUAAACAGCUGAUAGUAGUAUUCGCUGCUUAUGGGCCACGGCAAAUUUGGGUUCUAAGCCUACGUGUCUACGCUAUCAAAGUCAUGUGUGAUUAUUGUAGUACUAGCCACAGCUAUCGCAUCCAGCUUGUUGAGUAUGUGCAUAUUAGUAUCAUACUCUUCUAUUAAUAUCAGUAAAUAAUUAAAAUCUGUAGCCGUGAAAAAUUUUAAUCGAGUUCCAGAUUAUCAAACAAACAUGUUAAUUUAUCAAUUAUUAAAUGUUUAUUACUUGCGGGUCUUUGAAUCGCCCACAAACGUCAAAUUGACACGAACUCCUUUUCCAUCCGAACAGGAAUUGUCUAUGGUGCUUUUAUUUUUUCUUAAUAACGGUUACGAAAUUCAAAGCCAUAAUUUUUUAAUUCAAUAAUAAAUAUUGACUGAAGAACAUGAUCUCUAACACAUGUUGAUCUCAACUUAAUGUAAGGAAGACGUUAUACGCUCUUAGUGAACAGUUGCGUUUUUAAUAUAAUAUAAUCUAUCGAUAUACGUCAUAUUUUAUUUCAAUAAAAAUUGUAAUUUUGAUUACAAUGAUUUAAAAAAAAGAACGCAAAAUCUGAGUAAAAUAAUAGCGAGAUAUUGGCGCAAUUUGCCUACUACCGUGAUCUAUGUUACUGUAGAUAAUUCUAUUUUUUUUAAAAUACACAUUGUAUGCAACAUUAUAAAGAUGCAUCAUAGAAUUCUGCGUUCAUUCUCGUUGUUAUUAAUAAGAAAAAAGUUUGAUAUGUCAUUGUGUUUUGAUAGGCUAUUACUUUUUCUAUUAACCGACGGAAAUGCAAAAAUGUAAUUUCUAUUUUUAAAUAAACAAAAGACAAUUGUGUGUAAGUGAAUAAAUAAAUAUGACGUAUCGUUCUAAAAGCAACUGUCAAAUUUAAGGUUGUUUUUUUUUAAACCAGGCUAUGAUUUUAAUAAUAAUACGGUAAAUAAAUAGGGAUUGACAUCACAGAAAAUCAGCCAAAUAUAAUUUCAACAGCCUGGAUUGUUUUAUCAAUUUAAACAAAUGACCAUGGAAUUAAUCACAAUUUCAGCUAUUUAUAAUCGACGAUGAAACAUUGUUUUAAUGGUAUAAAAUACUUUUUUUUUUGUUGUUAAACGGUUUGUGGAAUUUACUAAUACUAAAUAAAUUUAAAAAUAUUUUAUGUAUUGUUUGUAACGUGAAAACUUUGAUACCAAUAUAAUGAAUUUUGGAA
Messenger RNA from Bombyx mori (domestic silkworm), 6720 nucleotides. RefSeq names its product oocyte zinc finger protein XlCOF28. Gene Ontology annotation, biological process: regulation of DNA-templated transcription. Gene Ontology annotation, molecular function: RNA polymerase II cis-regulatory region sequence-specific DNA binding; DNA-binding transcription factor activity, RNA polymerase II-specific. NCBI's taxonomy places the organism in Eukaryota, Metazoa, Arthropoda, Insecta, Lepidoptera, Bombycidae. The coding region runs from base 215 to 1705 and encodes 496 amino acids. The transcript has 7 exons. The record is from RefSeq and is a predicted model, not a curated record.